Messenger RNA from Hevea brasiliensis (rubber tree), 5041 nucleotides. RefSeq lists its product as uncharacterized. The record is from RefSeq and is a predicted model, not a curated record. The transcript has 9 exons. Gene Ontology annotation, biological process: positive regulation of DNA-templated transcription. Lineage: Eukaryota; Viridiplantae; Streptophyta; Magnoliopsida; Malpighiales; Euphorbiaceae. Bases 171 to 4547 code for a protein of 1458 amino acids.
CUUGGGCUUGAAUUCAAUUCCGUCUUCUUGGCUUGAGACCAACAACCGGUAGCUUCUUGUGAGUUCCAGAAGAGAGAGAAAUGAAGAAGAAGCAGUAGCGGAGCACCAUCAACAGCCACGCUGAAACCUAACUGAAGCAGACGAGAGAUAAAAAUUUUAUACAAAAUUCUAUGGAGAAACCAUCGCCUCCAUCAUCACCAUCGACCUCCGUUGAUGGCUCCAGAGAACUUCAGUGCGUUGGGACACUCGAAAUCGUUCGACCCAAACCCGUCGGUUUUCUCUGCGGUUCUAUUCCUGUACCAACUGAUAAAUCCUUUCACGCCUUCAAUUCUGCUCUCGUCCCUUCUCGCCAAACCGUGAGUGCACCGAGGUAUCGGAUGCUGCCGACGGAGACCGAUUUGAAUACGCUUCCGGUGGUUUCCAACUUGCCAGAGAAGGUUCUUCCCAUUGGUGCUGUACAGUCUAAGACCACUGGAGAAUUACCUUGGGAAGGAGAUGCUGUUUCAUCAAAUCUUACAAGGAAAUGUGAAGCCCUUGCUGUGUCUGGUUUGGUGGAGUAUGGAGAUGAGAUAGAUGUGAUUGCUCCCACAGACAUUCUGAAGCAGAUCUUCAAAAUGCCAUAUUCUAAGGCUCGAAUAUCAAUUGCAGUUCGUCGUAUUGGACAGACUCUGGUUCUUAAUACUGGGCCUGAUGUUGAAGAGGGAGAAAAGUUGGUCAGAAGACACAAAAAUCAAUCCAAAUGUGCUGAUCAAUCUUUAUUUCUGAAUUUUGCCAUGCAUUCAGUGAGAAUGGAGGCUUGUGAUUGCCCACCAUCUCAUCAUUCUUCAUCAGGGGGCCAAUCAAACUCAUCUGUACUUCCUGGGGCUGAUACAUCACAUUUUGUGGGGCAGAAUGAUGGUACAACUGAGAAUGAGGGAUACAACCAUUAUUCAGAGUUUCCACAGGUUAAACAAGGUGGCUUAUUUUGGGAAAGUAAAAAGAAUAAAAGAAAUAAAGGCCAUCAUCCUGUGAAAAAGGCUUCACAUAUUGGUGAAAAGCCCAGAUACUCAGUGCAAGAAUCUGAAAAGCAUAAAAGAGUCAGUAAUGAUGGAUUUUUAAGGGUUCUGUUUUGGCAGUUUCACAAUUUCCGAAUGCUCUUGGGCAGUGACUUGCUUCUGUUCAGUAAUGAAAAAUAUGUUGCUGUGAGCUUGCAUUUGUGGGAUGUCACAAGACAGGUCACACCAUUAACUUGGCUUGAAGCCUGGCUUGACAAUGUAAUGGCAAGUGUGCCUGAGUUGGCCAUCUGUUAUCAUCAAAAUGGUGUUGUUCAGGGUUAUGAACUUCUUAAAACAGAUGAUAUAUUUCUCCUGAAAGGUGUAUCUGAAGAUGGUGCUCCCGCUUUUCAUCCUCAUGUUGUCCAGCAAAAUGGUCUUUCUGUUAUGAGGUUCCUUCAAGAAAACUGCAAGCAAGAUCCUGGUGCUUAUUGGCUUUAUAAAAGUGCUGGUGAAGAAGUUAUUCAACUUUUUGAUCUUUCUGUUAUUCCCAAGAACCACACCUCCAACAAUUGCGAUGAUAGCUCAAGCUCUCUACCUUCUUUAUUAAAUAGAGGGCGAAGUAAUUCCUUGUUUUCAUUGGGAACACUUCUUUAUCGAAUUGCUCAUAGGCUUUCCCUUUCCAUGGCACCCAAUAAUAGGGCUAAGUGUGCAAGUUUCUUCAGAAAAUGUUUGGAUUUCCUGGAUGAGCCAGAUCAUCUUGUCGUCCGUGCAUUUGCUCACGAACAAUUUGCAAGACUCCUUUUGAAUCAUGAUGAAGAGCUGGAAUUGAAUUUAACAUCUGAAUCAGUUCCAGUAGAAUAUGAAGUGACUGUUCCAGUAGAAUCCCUGGAUUCUUCUUGUAGUUUCCCUGAGGCUGUUGUUUCUGAAAAUUUCUCCUCACCAGUUUUAGAAGACAUACUUAAUGAAGCUGGAAAAAGCUUUAAUCAUGUAAAAUCAGAAACUUCAGUAAAGAUGACAUUGGAGUCAAAUGUAUCUACCUGCAGAAAUUUGAUAGCAUCAAGUGACGCGGAAUCAAACGAUUCAGAAGGACCGCAGACCACUUCCAUUGAUCAUGAAAAGUUUGCAAUUUGUAAAAUGUCCCCACCAUCUGCAUGUGUGGUUCAAACUAUUGCUGAUCCAAUCUCCUCUAAGUUAGCUGCAGUACAUCAUGUUUCUCAAGCUAUUAAGUCUCUCAGAUGGAUGCGCCAGCUACAAGGUACUGAAGCAGAAUUAAUUGAUCAGGUCAGUAGUACUCAUGAUAGGCCACCUUCAUCCAUAAACCUUUCUGUUUGUGCUUGUGGUGAUGCUGAUUGUAUAGAAGUUUGUGACAUUCGAGAAUGGCUACCAACAUCCAAAAUAGACUACAAAUUGUGGAAGCUUGUUCUUUUGCUUGGAGAAUCUUAUUUGGCAUUGGGACAAGCUUAUAAGGAAGAUAACCAGUUGCAUCAAGCUUUGAAAGUAGUAGAAUUAGCAUGUUCUGUUUAUGGAUCGAUGCCACAAUAUUUGGAGGAUACAAGGUUUAUUUCCUCGAUGAUUAAAUAUUCAUCCCUAACAAAAUGCAAUGACAAAAAUGAGAAGAAAAUAUCAUAUAUUGGUGAUGCAAAGGAAAUGGAAUCCAGUUCUGAUGAUGACUGUCUUGCUUUUGAGCGUUUUUCUUCCACGUACCUCUUUUGGGCAAAGGCAUGGACAUUGGUUGGAGAUGUUUAUGUUGAGUUUCAUUUCAUAAAGGGUAAAGAGCUCUCAAUACAAGCAGACAGGAAUCCUUCUGCCAAAGAAUUGAGAAUGUCAUCUGAGGUUGUGAAGGAAGUUCAAAGGCUAAAGAAGAGGCUGGGUCAGUAUAUGCAGAAUUGCAGUUCAUGUUCUUUAGUAAACUGCAGCUGCCAAAGUGAUAGGGCCAGCAGUGGGAGCAGUGCCAGCAGUAGCAGUGGAGAUAAGCACUCUGUAGUUUAUGGCAGGAAGCAUGGUAAAAGAUCUUAUGUAAAGAGUACCACUUCCUCACUCUGUGGAGACUCUGAUGAUAGCCACUGUCAUCAGAGAGUGGAGAAUAGGAGUUCUAACAGUGAAUAUCUCCAGCUUGAUAGAAAUGGCGAUACUUCAGUAGCACCAUCUGGAGUUGCAGCGGAUAAGUUUGGAGUAAAUUUCUCAGUAACCAUUAAUUCUAACAGUGGAGAGGAAGUGCAUGAAGAAGGGUUCAUGGUACCAUUUCAAAGUGAAACCACUUCAAAAGAAAUGCCAAAAAUGAAGAAUGGUGGGAUAUUUAAGUAUGUUAGUGAUUUUGUUGCUGGAGAUGCAGAACACAAUCUUUCUACUGCUUUAAGUUGUUAUGAAGAAGCCAGAAAAGCAUUGGCUGGAAUUUCUACAGGCUCAGUUGAACUACAAUCUGUAAUUAAAAAGAUAGGGUGGGUUUGCAAUGAACUGGGUCGAAAUAGGCUUGGAAGAAAAGAGUUGAAAAAAGCGGAACUUGCAUUUGCUGGUGCCAUAUCUGCAUUUAGAGAAGUUUCUGAUCACACCAACAUCAUAUUAAUCAAUUGUAAUUUAGGCCAUGGCAGACGAGCAUUGGCUGAAGAGAUGGUAUCAAAGUUUGAAAGUUUGAAAGCCCACUCAAUCUUCCAUAAAACAUGUAAACAAGCUUUGCAAACUGCAAAACUGGAAUAUUCUGAAUCACUUAAAUAUUAUGGGGCAGCAAAAUCAGAACUGAUUGCUAUUGCAGAAGAGGACAACUUAGAGUCAAAGAACCUGAUGAAUGAAGUAUAUACACAAUAUGCCCAUACAUAUCUGAGGCUUGGCAUGCUUUUGGCUAGAGAAGAUAUUACUGCAGAAGUCUAUGAGAAUGGAGCCUUGGAAGUUCAUAUUAGUCCUGGUGAUAAAAGAGCUAGGACAGAAUUGAGAAAGCAUGAGAUUUCGGCCAAUGAUGCCAUUAGGGAGGCGUUGUCUGUGUAUGAAUCUUUGGGUGAAUUACGCAAGCAGGAGGCUGCCUAUGCUUACUUUCAGCUUGCUUGCUGCCAAAGAGACUGCUGUUUAAAAUUUUUGGAGUCAGAUCAUAAGAACUUGCCUAAAGGUGAAAAUGGCAUUAUCCAGCGGGUGAAGCAAUAUGCUUCCUUGGCUGAGAGGAACUGGCAAAAAGCAAUAGAAUUUUAUGGACCAAAGACACAUCCCAGCAUGUAUAUAACUAUUCUUACAGAAAGAUCAGCACUUUCAUUAAGCCUCUCUAGUGUCUUACAUCCAAACGCAAUGCUAGAAUCUGCUCUAUCUCGCAUGCUUGAAGGACGCUUUGUAUCUGAAGCGACUUCAGAUUCGUUUGGAACUGAUUAUCCUGAGGUACAUGCACAAUUUUGGGGUCAUUUACAGAUGCUCUUAAAGAAAAUGUUGGCUUCAAUGCUCUCUGCAAAUACAAAUAGAUCUCCAGCUGCUGUCCAGCCAACCUCAGCAUCUAACAGGCCUGAUACUGGAAAGCUCAGGGAGCUUUACAAGAUGUCCUUGAAAUCUACUGAUUUUGGUCAGUUACAUACUAUGAAUACUUUGUGGACAUCAUAAUUUGACACCUGCCUCUGCACUGUAUGGAUUCCAUCCUGUACGAUUUGCUUUUUGCAUCUAAAACAGAAAGUAAUUUAGCAUUGCUUAAUUGAAGAUUGCUUGCAGCCAUUUCUUGACCACCCAACAAUACUUACCUUGUCCAGAGUAGCUAGGAUACACGGGAGCUGGUGGAUCGAUAUGAGAAUUUCAUAAACGGCCGAUAUAUAUAUAUAUAUAUAGUUAGAAGAUGGGUGGUUUAUUUUUGAGGACACAAUGCAAGAUGCUUUGAUAGGAUAUGGAAAGAAUUGUUGAUGGAUCUCAUCUUGUUACCCUUAAACCUGUGAACUUGUAUUCACUUAGGGAUUGUUUGCUGAUAUUUUCCUACUGUUUCUCGGGAAAGUGAUAAAGAUCAUGGAUAUUCUCAAGCUGUAUAUCUCAGCCAGUGAACAUUAUCAAGUUUGUAUUUCUAUAUUUUGAAGGUAUACUAUUUUUUUAAAAUGAACUGAACUUCCUUA